Molecule: messenger RNA, 1734 nt
Organism: Carica papaya (papaya)
Lineage: Eukaryota; Viridiplantae; Streptophyta; Magnoliopsida; Brassicales; Caricaceae
Source: RefSeq, a predicted model, not a curated record
UGUGCUCACGCUCAUGUUUUGAUGCAAUUGGAUUCCAGAAUGGCCGAAUCUGAAUCCCAGUCUGAUUUCUUGAAGAACUUCUACAUUCCUUCUUACAUAAUUGAUGGCGAUGUGGAGAAUGAAAGCAUCUCGGAUAUGCCUACAUGUCCAGUGUUAGUCUUUAUCAACUCAAAGAGCGGUGGUCAGUUGGGUGCAGACCUCCUUGUGACGUUCCGUAGCAUUCUCAAUGAAAAGCAGGUUUUUGAUUUGGGGGAGGAGGCACCUGAUAAGGUGCUGAGUAGAAUCUAUGUCAACCUGGAGAAGCUUAAGAAUGAUGGAGAUGAAUUUGCUAAAGAGAUUCAGGAGAGAUUGCGAAUAAUUGUUGCAGGAGGCGAUGGAACUGCUGGGUGGCUUCUUGGAGUUGUUUGUGAUCUCAAAUUAUCCUACCCACCACCAAUUGCUACAAUGCCUUUAGGAACUGGGAAUAAUCUUCCCUUUGCUUUUGGCUGGGGGAAGAAAAAUCCUGGAACCGAUCGCCAAUCUGUGGUGUCAUUUUUGGAGCAAGUAAUAAAAGCAAAGGAAAUGAAAAUAGACAACUGGCAUAUUCUAAUGAGGAUGAGGAUUCCGAAUGAAGGUCCUUGUGAUCCUAUUGCUCCUUUGGAGCUACCACAUUCUCUGCAUGCAUUUCAUCGAGUUUCUUCAACAGAUGAGUUGAACGUGGAAGGUUAUCACACAUUUCGCGGAGGAUUCUGGAAUUACUUCAGCAUGGGAAUGGAUGCUCAAAUAUCAUAUGCAUUUCAUUCUGAGAGGAAAUUGCAUCCUGAAAAAUUUAAAAAUCAAUUAGUUAACCAGAGUACUUACGCCAGGCUUGGUUGUACGCAAGGAUGGUUUUUCGCUUCUCUCUUCCAUCCUGCUUCACGAAAUAUAGCGCAGCUUGCAAAGGUGAAAGUCAUGAAAAAACAUGGUGAAUGGCAAGAUCUCCACAUACCUCCCAGCAUCAGGUCAAUAGUGUGUCUGAACUUGCCAAGUUUUUCCGGUGGUCUGAAUCCUUGGGGAACACCAGACAGCAGGAGAAUGAUUGAUAAGGAAUGGACUCCGCCAUAUGUAGAUGAUGGGCUUCUAGAGGUUGUUGGUUUCAGAGAUGCUUGGCAUGGACUUGUUUUGCUUGCUCCAAAUGGACAUGGGACCCGCCUUGCCCAGGCAUACCGAAUCCGCUUUGAGUUUCAUAAAGGUGCAGCAGACAGUACAUACAUGAGAAUUGAUGGGGAACCCUGGAAGCAACCACUGCCAGUUGAUGAUGAUACUGUUGUGGUAGAAAUUUCUCAUCUUGGUCAAGUAAACAUGCUUGCCACCCAUGAUUGCAGGUCCAAAAGUGUCCAUGAUCCCUCCUCACAUGGCCAUAGCCAGCAUGAUGCCGAGGAAAAUGAUGAGAAUGAUGAAGACUCUGCGGAGGAUGGAGCAGAGUUUAGGAAGUUUGGAGCAGCUGACACAUUCAGGAUCCCGGAUGAGGUUGAUAUAUCUCAUCUUAGUUGAAGCCUCAUUUGCUUUUGUUACAUAUUCAAGCUACUCAAUGAAGUGAUUUGUCUAUUGUACUUGGAAUUUCAUAGUUGUUUGGGUUUGAACACAAGUGUAAAUGCUUUUCCCUUAUCAUAUGUGUAUUAAUGAUGGCAAAUUGAGUCAAGACGUUGCAUUUUCUUGACGAAUCUCUCAUACAUUACAUAUUCAAGCUACCUAAUGGAGUGAUUUGCUUUUGUA